AUGGAAUGGGCAGAAAACGUAUUGAGUGAAAUACAAGUAGGAAUAGAUGAAAUUGUAAAAAUAGAAAUAAUAGAAUUUUUGAGAGGAAGGUGGUUUAAAAUUCAAUAUUGGAAAGGGGAUAAUUUUAAUGAAAAAAAAUUAAAUUCUGAGAUUGAGGUAAUUUCUUAA
Molecule: messenger RNA, 168 nt
Organism: Meloidogyne enterolobii
Lineage: Eukaryota; Metazoa; Nematoda; Chromadorea; Rhabditida; Meloidogynidae
Source: the annotation of a GenBank genome assembly